GGGGCGCCCCGCGCGCCAGUCCGCUCGCAGCCUUCGCGCAGUCAACACGUGCGCCGCCUGACGCUGUGACGGAGACCCGCGUGCGACCGACCGCGUGGAGUGUUGUUCUGUGGAUCUUGUGCAGUGUGUGCUGUGCCCUAUAUUCGUUCAGUGUAGACCAUGACCGUUAGUGUUUGACGCUGGGAUGUAUCCGAGUGCGGGCGCUAUGAACGCCGCCGCCGCCGCCGCAGCCGUGGCGGCCGCCAGGCAUCCGGGUCCACCACAACCCGGGCAACCGAUCAAAUUCACAGUGGGUGAAUCGUGCGAUAGGAUUAAAGAGGAAUUCAAUUUUCUACAAGCUCAAUAUCAUAAUUUAAAAUUAGAAUGCGAGAAACUGGCUAGUGAAAAAAUAGAAAUACAAAGGCAUUAUGUAAUGUACUAUGAAAUGUCGUAUGGACUCAACGUGGAAAUGCACAAACAGACAGAGAUAGCGAAAAGGUUAAAUGCGAUAAUAGCACAAAUAUUACCCUUCCUGUCGCAAGAGCAUCAGCAGCAAGUGGCCUCUGCAGUCGAGAGGGCGAAACAGGUCACCAUGACUGAACUCAAUGCUAUUAUUGGCCAACAAAGGCCAGACUUGCCGCGGCUACUGCAACAGAUGCACGCGGCGCAUCUUCCUACACACGGCGCGCCUCCUCUACCUCUUCUGGGGCAAGGCGCUCUACCUCCAGCGGGUCUACUCGGCCUCGGAGUACCGCAUCAUCCACUCUCCGUACUCGCGAAACCACCUGAACUACAUCGAUCGGACGAUAAGGGAAACGGUAUCAGUUCGGCGGAGGAGCGACAUAGAAAUUCCAUAUCGCCCGGCGAAAGGGAAAAAUAUAGGACGCGGAGUCCUGCCGAACCUGAUCACAAGAAAUUAAAAAAAGAAGAGAAAGACAUGGGCCACGAACUAGUUGUGGAUGACGCGAGCGAAGAACCCACUUCACCACACAAUGGCGCUCCGUCACCACGAGAAAACGGACUCGAUAAACUCCAACCAAAAAAAGAGCAUCCUCCUCACAGCCCUAGGUCAGGGACGUCUAGCAACGCGUCAACACCAUCAGCAAAGAAAUUAGACGAGAAACCGAGCACGCCUAUAUCGAAGCCCGUGACGCCGACUUCGGGCGCAAGCGGCGCGGGCUCAGCAGGGGCUCCACUCAAGGCCGCAGUCAAACCUCCAGCAUUACAGUACCCAUACCUCGGCAACGGGGCCCACGACGCGUACGUCCUGGCGGGGUACUCGGCCAGAGGGGCGCUGCCUUACGAGCCGCUGCGUCCCCCUAUUGGCCCUGCUGGUCUCGCGCCGAUACCUGGCGGUAAACCUGUUAACACUUCCAGAGCAUAUUCAUUCCACGUAUCAGCCGAGGGACAGAUGCAGCCUGUCCCUUUUCCCCCAGACGCCUUGAUGGGUCCUGGUAUACCGAGGCAUGCGAGACAAGUCUCCGCGCUAGCUCAUGGUGAGGUGGUCUGCGCGGUCACUGUUUCAUCGCCCACGAAGUACGUCUACACGGGAGGGAAAGGCUGCGUUAAGGUGUGGGACAUCAGCCAACCUAGCAAGGCCCCAGUCAGUCAACUGGAUUGUUUGCAAAGGGACAACUACAUACGAUCAGUCAAACUGCUGCCCGACGGGCGGACACUGAUCGUGGGCGGGGAGGCGUCCAACUUGUCUAUAUGGGACCUCGCCUCGCCGACUCCCAGAAUCAAAGCUGAGCUCACGUCCUCGGCGCCCGCUUGCUACGCGCUUGCUAUCAGCCCCGACUCUAAGGUUUGCUUUAGUUGUUGUUCUGACGGCAACAUAGCAGUGUGGGAUCUCCACAAUCAGACUUUAGUACGACAGUUCCAAGGACACACGGACGGCGCAUCCUGUAUAGAUAUUUCAGCCGACGGCACGAAGCUAUGGACCGGCGGCCUUGAUAACACAGUCAGAUCAUGGGAUUUGAGAGAAGGAAGACAGUUGCAACAGCACGAUUUCAGCUCUCAAAUUUUCUCAUUAGGAUAUUGCCCUACAGGCGAAUGGUUAGCGGUCGGCAUGGAGAACAGCAACGUGGAGGUUCUGCACGCGGUGAAGCCGGACAAGUACCAGUUGCACUUGCACGAGUCGUGCGUCCUGUCGCUCAGGUUCGCGUCCUGCGGGAAGUGGUUCGUCUCCACCGGGAAGGAUAACCUACUUAACGCAUGGCGCACUCCGUAUGGCGCAAGCAUAUUCCAGUCAAAAGAAUCAUCGUCGGUACUGAGCUGUGACAUUUCAUCGGACGACAAAUACAUUGUGACGGGUUCGGGCGAUAAGAAGGCCACAGUUUACGAAGUGAUCUACUAGUGAAACGGACAAACAGACGAACAAUGUGACUGUGCUAGUGAAGGAGAGAACGUUCCGCGAACGUUGAGUAAAGUGAUACAUAGUUAUAGUGUAUGUAUAGAUUAAAUCGGGAAGCCUGUAUGUACUUAUGCGACAUGUUUAUAUAGAUUAGUGUGCGCGAUUUAUGUUUAUUUGUUGAGCGCCCGUAGUGUAUGUUGGCAGCAGAUCUCAAAAUGAUUUCGUUUCAAUAUUGUUGUAAAAUGCUCGUAUUAAAAAAAAAAUAUGCGCAAAACA
Molecule: messenger RNA, 2608 nt
Organism: Bombyx mandarina (wild silkworm)
Lineage: Eukaryota; Metazoa; Arthropoda; Insecta; Lepidoptera; Bombycidae
Gene: Gro
Product: groucho
Biological process (GO): regulation of DNA-templated transcription; negative regulation of canonical Wnt signaling pathway
Cellular component (GO): nucleus; transcription regulator complex
Molecular function (GO): transcription corepressor activity; protein binding
Source: RefSeq, a predicted model, not a curated record